AUGUUUCUGGUGUAUACGACGCUUGAGGUCAAGCUUGGUACGAGUGCUAAGAGCGGAGUUUGUCCCGUCGGCGAUGGAAUGUGGCACUGCCUCAUGGCCCCAAAGGCCCAAACCUGUUCUCGCCACCGGCCAGUGUGCCAACUUGGUGCCAACUACGGUGUAAGUGAAGCGCCGCGCAGCUUUGACAGCCUCACUGCAAUUCACCGGGCCAUAAUGGCAUUUAUCUUUCAUUACGCUUCCCUUUCUAAAGUUCCACUUUCUGCCUUUGCUCCUCCACCACAUUGUUUCCCAAACAUGGAUUCACCAUUCUCUGAAAGCCCUAAAUCAAAGGACUCACCAAAGUUACCAGAUACCACUGACACGAUGUCACCUCCAACACAACACCCAGAUUUCUGGUUCUACGACGGGUCUAUCAUUCUCUCGGUCCACACCACCAUGUUCCGUGUCCAUCAGACAAUCCUAUCUAACCACUCCGAAUUCUUUGCUGGUCUUUUUACGGUACCUCAGCCAUCAGGAGAGGCUGUCAUCGAUGGGUGUCACGUCGUACCACUAUACGACAAGGUUGAAGAUGUCGUGGAUCUAUUAAAAGCAGUUUAUGACCCAUCCCACUUCGACAGCCUCCCACCAGAAGCAGAACUAGACCCCCUGCUGGACUUUAUAUCGGGCAUCCUCCACCUUAGCACCAAAUACGUCAUCCGUUCCCUCCGGCAACGCUGCAUCUCCCUCCUCUCAUCCAAAUUCCCCACCACAUUCAAAGCGUACAACACAAAAGUCGCUUCUAGCACCCACGAACGAUUCAAAUCAGACUCGGUCAUGCGUGCCAUCAACCUCGCUCGUGAGAACGAAGUCCUUGAAAUUUUACCUUAUGCAUACUACUGCGUCGCGCGCACAAAGGCUACCUGUCUCGUUGGCAGGGAACGCCUUCAAUGGGCAGAGAUGAGCAUGUCUCAUUCGUUCCUACUCGCUUUCCAGCGUUCCCCGCAGUGCCAGUCUCUGCUGUGCGCCCAUGCGAGAGGACCUCAUGCGGAAUGGCAUGUAUUGGAAGCUGCAAAGGCUCCGAACCCGCUUAGGCAGUAUACAAGGUGGUACCAGCUUAAUGUGUGUCCCGAGUGUGUGGCUCAUUGUCAGUCGGAGCAUUUGAAGGGGAGGAAGGAGGUGUGGGAUAAGUUGCCUGAUUUCUUUGAGAUGCCGACGUGGGACGAGUUGAAGUCGACAUAGGAUGCGUAGAUGUAUGUUUGGACAGGUAUGUCGCUGCUUCUGGAAUAGUGUAUCUAAUGUGUAUACAUACCCUCAUGUAAUUCUCUUUUCGGAAAUUCUUUUAGAUCGC
Laccaria bicolor S238N-H82 is the source of this 1327-nucleotide messenger RNA. RefSeq lists its product as uncharacterized. The transcript has 4 exons. The record is from RefSeq and is a predicted model, not a curated record. Gene Ontology annotation, molecular function: protein binding. Bases 1 to 1218 code for a protein of 405 amino acids. Lineage: Eukaryota; Fungi; Basidiomycota; Agaricomycetes; Agaricales; Hydnangiaceae.